AUGGGAGGUCAUUUUGAAGGGCCUGCUGUUUCUCCUGGCAGUGCUGCAGGGAUCGCUUUUGAGGGGAACACGAAUGUUUUAAAUUCAGAAAAAGAAAACUGGUAUCGCUUUGGGUAUUUUGUCUUGACUGAAACUGAGCAAGGUGUUGAAACUGUAGAUUCGAGCCAUUUUAUAACUCCACAAAACAUUGAGAGGCUUCAACAGGCAAAAGAAGCCAAUGCAGUUCAGCUUGAUUAUACUCAACCCAUUCAAAUGGAUGUGAAGAAAGAAACACCAAAAACUGACGGUGAUAGCCAAAUUGGGACAGUUGGAUGUGUGGCUGUUGAUAGUGAUGGGAAUUUAGCUGCUGCAACUUCUACUGGUGGAUUUGUCAACAAGAUGGUUGGCAGGAUUGGGGACACGCCGAUCAUAGGGGCGGGGACAUAUGCCAAUAAUCUCGUCGCAGUUUCUGCCACGGGAAAAGGUGAAGCAAUAAUACGUGGCACUGUCGCAAGAGAUGUAGCAGCUCUUAUGGAAUUCAAGGGUCUUUCUCUCAAGGAGGCUGCAGCUUAUGUUGUAGAGGAGAGUGUUCCAAGAGGCAAUGUUGGCUUGGUUGCUGUCUCUGCCAAAGGAGAAGUCACAAUGGCUUUAAAUACAACAGGGAUGUUUCGAGCUUGUGCCACUGAAGAUGGGUAUUCAGAGAUUGCAAUAUGGCCUUCUGUGUAGAACUGAGUGCUUUAGGUCUGCUGAGGAAAUUGCUUGGGAUGUGUUAGGGGUCUAAUGGAGUGCAAAGGGAGAAACAAGCAAAGGCUGAGAUGAUUUCUUUUUUCAUUAGAAUUAUGGCAGUAAAGAAUAAAGAGAUUGUGUGUAUCACUAAGUAGUAGUAGUAGUAGUUUACUUUAUGGUUAUCAAGUGUGGAGAUUAUUUAUUAGAGAGGAUCAAAAUAAAUAAUAAAGAAAAAUAUUAUGGGUACUAAUGAAUAAGCUCCAUAUCAUUUUGGUACUCUUCUUUUGGUAAAAUAUUUGGUACCCAUAACAUUUUUCAAUUCCAAAUUGUGUUAAGAAUAUUGCAUGCACUCCUAUCUAAUAAGAACUUGUUUAUAGAAUCCGAGUAGAACCAGAGUUUGUAUACUGAUUAUAUUUAAAUUCUGUGCAUUUUGUUAAAAUGAUUAGUAUAGAAGCCCAUUUUGAGUUUUGG
This is a messenger RNA of Corylus avellana, 1176 nucleotides long. The record is from RefSeq and is a predicted model, not a curated record. Lineage: Eukaryota; Viridiplantae; Streptophyta; Magnoliopsida; Fagales; Betulaceae.